Dromiciops gliroides (monito del monte) is the source of this 2893-nucleotide messenger RNA. RefSeq names its product oxysterol binding protein like 9 (gene OSBPL9). The record is from RefSeq and is a predicted model, not a curated record. Lineage: Eukaryota; Metazoa; Chordata; Mammalia; Microbiotheria; Microbiotheriidae. Gene Ontology annotation, molecular function: sterol binding. The transcript is spliced from 25 exons. Gene Ontology annotation, cellular component: membrane; intracellular membrane-bounded organelle; cytosol. Bases 10 to 2289 code for a protein of 759 amino acids.
GCUCCCAAGAUGGCGUCCAUCAUGGAGGGGCCGCUGAGUAAAUGGACCAACGUGAUGAAAGGCUGGCAGUACCGCUGGUUCGUGCUGGACUACAACGCGGGGUUACUCUCCUACUACACGUCCAAGGACAAAAUGAUGAGAGGUUCCCGAAGAGGCUGUGUUAGACUCAGAGGAGCUGUGAUUGGUAUAGACGAUGAGGACGACAGCACCUUCACAAUAACUGUUGAUCAGAAAACCUUCCAUUUCCAGGCUCGUGAUGCUGAUGAGAGAGAGAAGUGGAUUCAGGCCUUAGAAGAGACUAUCCUCCGGCAUACACUUCAGCUCCAGAUCAGUACCACACUUGCUUUUUUCCAGUCUUCUGGUAUCUCUCCAGUUCUUGAAUUUUCAAAAAUAAUUGGUGUAGAUUCUGGAUUUGUUCCCAGCGUUCAGGACUUUGAUAAGAAACUGACAGAGGCUGAUGCGUAUUUGCAAAUUUUGAUCGAUCAGCUGAAGCUGUUUGAUAACAAGCUUCAAAACUGCAAAGAUGAUGAACAGAGAAAGAAAAUUGAGACUCUCAAAGAGACCACAAAUAACAUGGUAGAAUCAAUUAAACACUGCAUUGUGUUGCUGCAGAUUGCUAAAGACCAAAGUAAUGAGGACAAGCACGCAUAUGGAUUGAUAAGUACCAUCAACCCUGUAGAUGCAAUAUAUCAACCUAAUCCCUUGGAACCAGUGAUCAGCACAAUGCCUACCCAGACUGUCUUACCCACAGAGUCUGCUCCGUUGUGUAAAUCAGAGCCACGUCCAUCCUCCCUACCUGUUGGACCUGGAGUCACUUCUUUGGGACAUCCUCAGACCCCAACACCCAACAGCACAGGAAGUGGGCAUUCAGCACCUAGUAGCAGUCUGACAUCUCCAAGCCAUGUCAACUUGUCUCCAAACACAGUCCCAGAGUUUUCGUAUUCUAGCAGCGAAGAUGAAUUCUAUGAUGCCGAUGAAUUCCAUCAAAGCAGCUCGUCCCCAAAGCGCUUCAUAGACUCCUCAGGAUCAGCCUCAGUCUUGACCCACAGCAGUUCAGGGAACAGCUUAAAACGCCCUGAUACCACAGACUCCCUCAUUUCCUCCAUCUCCAAUGGGAUGAGUGACGCUGACCUGUUUGACUCGCAUGAUGACCGAGACGACGAUGGAGAGGCCGGUUCUGUGGAAGAGCAUAAGAGUGUCAUCAUGCACCUCUUAUCCCAAGUUAGGCUAGGAAUGGAUCUUACCAAGGUGGUUCUCCCAACAUUUAUUCUCGAAAGAAGAUCACUUUUAGAGAUGUACGCUGACUUUUUUGCACAUCCAGAUUUGUUUGUGAGCAUCAGCGACCAGAAGGACCCGAAGGACCGAAUGGUGCAAGUCGUCAGGUGGUACCUUUCUGCCUUCCAUGCGGGAAGGAAAGGGUCUGUGGCCAAAAAGCCAUACAACCCCAUUCUGGGGGAGAUCUUCCAGUGCCACUGGACGCUGCCCAUGGAGAAUGAAGAAAAUGCGGAGCCGAUGUCUGAAGGCCCUGUGCCCUGGGGCUCCAAAAACUGCGUCACCUUUGUGGCAGAGCAGGUCUCCCAUCACCCGCCCAUUUCAGCUUUUUAUGCCGAGUGCUUUAGUAAGAGGAUCCAGUUCAAUGCGCACAUAUGGACCAAGUCCAAAUUCUUGGGGAUGUCCAUCGGCGUUCACAACAUAGGACAAGGUUGUGUCUCUUGUCUUGAUUAUGAUGAGCAUUAUAUUCUCACCUUCCCCAAUGGUUAUGGAAGGUCUAUUCUCACGGUGCCCUGGGUAGAGCUGGGAGGAGAAUGCAGUAUUAACUGCUCCAAGACGGGGUACAGCGCCAACAUCAUCUUCCACACAAAGCCUUUCUAUGGGGGCAAGAAGCACCGAAUCACAGCUGAAAUUUUCCCUCCAAAUGACAAGAAGUCCUUUUGCUCAGUUGAAGGGGAGUGGAACGGUGUCAUGUAUGCGAAAUAUGCAACAGGGGAGAAUACAGUCUUCAUUGAUACCAAGAAGAUGCCUAUCAUUAAGAAGAAAGUGAGAAAGCUGGAAGACCAGAAUGAGUACGAGUCACGCUGCCUCUGGAAGGAUGUCACUUACAACUUGAAAAUCAGAGACAUUGAUGCAGCCACAGAAGCAAAGCACAGGCUGGAAGAGAGGCAGAGAGCUGAAGCUCGAGAAAGGAAGGAGAAAGACAUCCAGUGGGAAACCAGGUUAUUCCAUGAAGAUGGAGAGUGUUGGGUCUAUGAUGAGCCUUUACUGAAGCGACUCGGGGCCAGCAAACAUUGACCUUCAGAGAAGUGACGGCAUCUGUACUGCCUGCUCGGCCACGGCCCUAAGCGGCAGAGGGCGCGUUGGGGGCCUCCCUUCUCUUUGCAGUGGUUCCUAUCUCAGGGUUACUGGACUUACUGAUGCAGGUGAACAAUUAAAGCAGGACGAGUCUCCUUUCCUCUGGGUGGCAGUCGCUAGAGUUUGGCUUCAGUUUUAAGAAUCCAUUCAAGCUUUGAAAACAUUUCUAAACUCUGGGCUCAAGCUGUGCGCACACUUUCUCUCUAGUGCCACUGCCAAGGUACAGAACACGUCCCACAUACUCUUCUCUUGGGUUCUAUCUCUAUAUAAAUACAUACAUAUAUAUACACACACAUCUAUAAAUAUAUAUAAAUAUACAUAAUGGAAGAAGUCUUAACUAUUCUUUACAUCUGUAAAUAGAGAUUCCUUUGGAUGGAUGGUUUAUUAGAAAAUUAUUUAGCAAACUAUAAAAUCAAAUGUUUUAGCAUUUUGUUAUCUCAUUGAAAAUAAUGUCUGUAUUUUUAUUUUUAAAUUUAACUAUAACCCUUGGGCUUUAAUUCCACUAUGGGCAGCAUCUUAAGGCUUCAUAAAAUACUUUUCCAGA